Molecule: messenger RNA, 321 nt
Organism: Dovyalis caffra
Lineage: Eukaryota; Viridiplantae; Streptophyta; Magnoliopsida; Malpighiales; Salicaceae
Source: the annotation of a GenBank genome assembly
AUGGGAGAGGUUGGUAUAAUCACGAUAUUUUUGGAGUUGGCUGUCUCCAGCAUAGUCCUCUAUCAUAUCCCCAUGCUUCCUAUUACUUAUAUGAUACUCUUGGCCAUAAUGGUAAACACAUUCAUACACUCUAAAGAGAUUAUUUACAAGAAUGAUACAACAAUCAUUGCUAAGUACAAGAGCUCGGGUGGGAUGAUUAUCAAAUGUAGAAGGUAUACGAAUGUAGAAGGUUACAUUCGAAAAGAUUGCAAAAAUGGGGGGAGAGGGGUAGGUAUAAAAGGUGGGAGAAUGACCAAAAACAUAUUAAGUACUAAUGGGUGA